AUGGUCGAUACUCCUAGUGACAGUAAUGUGCUCGAUGAGCCAAUUGCCAUCGUCGGCAUGGCAUGCCGGUACCCUGGAGAGGGUUCAUCUCCAGCUGGAUUCUGGAAUAUGAUUAGCAAUGCUCGCACAGCACACCGUACUAUCCCGAAAAGUCGAUUCAAUGCUGAUGCCUGGUAUCAUCCUGACCCAGACAGGAAGGGUGCUAUGGGUGUCAAAAGCGGAUUUUUUAUAGAUGAAGACCCUUCUCGAUUCGAUGCCCCAUUCUUCUCCGUGACAGCAAAGGAGGCGAGUACCAUGGAUCCCAUGCACCGUUGGAUACUCGAGGUUACCUACGAAGCCCUGGAGAAUGCCGGUAUUCCCAUGACGUCUCUACCUGGUUCUGACACUGGGUGCUUUGUUGGAUGCUUUACUCAAGAUUAUUCUCUCAUGUCAAAUUCCGAUAUUUUCAACACAGGUCCAUAUAUGGCAACGGGUAACGGGGCUACUAUGCUGUCAAAUCGGGUUUCCUGGUUUUUUGACUUGCGAGGUCCAUCCCUCAGUGUCGAUACUGCGUGCAGUAGUACCAUGUAUGCACUUCACCUAGCGUGUCAAUCCAUCAAGGCUGGAGAGAGUAAACAAGCCAUUGUUGGCGGAACCAACCUUCUUCUAUACCCUUACCUCUUUCACUCUCUCAGCAAGAUGCAUAUGAUGAGUCCUGAUGGCCAAUGUCACUCUUUUGAUGACCGGGCAAAUGGGUACGCUCGCGGCGAAGCAAUUGGCGCUCUCGUUGUUAAAUCAUUGAGCUCUGCCAUUGCCGAUGGAGACACCAUCAGAGCCGUAAUCCGUGCCACGGGUUGUAACCAAGAUGGUCGUACUCCAGGCAUCACGAUGCCGAGCGCGCAGGCACAAGCCAGUUUGAUUCGGAGCACAUAUGCAAAAGCUGGAUUGCCGCUCACGGAGACGGCAUAUUUUGAAGCUCAUGGAACUGGUACUCCACUUGGUGACCCCUUGGAGCUCUCAGCUCUUGGGGCUACUUUUGGCGCGGCCAGAGAACCAGACCAGACCCCCUUGUAUGUGUCCAGCGUGAAGACCAAUAUUGGCCAUACUGAAGGGUGCUCUGCGCUUGCUGGUAUCAUGAAGGCUGUUCUUAGCAUUGAAAGAGGGCUUAUCGCUCCAAAUGCGGGAUUUGAGAACCUCAACCCCAAACUACGACUUGAAGAAUGGAAACUUGCCUUGCCACCAAAGACAAUUCCUUGGCCUACUACAGGCGUCCGCAGAGUCAGCGUAAACUCCUUUGGAUACGGUGGAGCCAAUGGACAUGUCAUUCUUGACGACGCGGCCAGCUUCUUCUUGGAAAACGGAAUCUCGGGUAACCACACGACACUUCCAUUACCAAAAGCUGAGCGGGUGACUGAUGAUGGCGACUCUGGCUUCGACAGUAGUGUCAUUAGCGACGGCGAAGAUGCUGGCUCAUUAUCUGCCAACAAGCUUUUUGUAUUUUCCACGUUUGAUCAGGCUGGCUUGGUGAGAACGGGCUCUUCGUGGACACAAUUCCUCUCCGGAAGGGUUCAAGACGCUAAAGGGUCAGCUUUAGGUGUUGAUGCUGACUUAAUUACUUAUGCUAACGACCUGGCAUACACUCUUUCCACUCGCCGUACUUUGUUUGACUAUCGAUCUUUUGCGGUAGCCCCAUCUCUCACAGAGCUGUGUAGCAAAUUAGAGCAGGGCCUUCCGAAGAUCCGCCGUGCGGCGAAGAAUGACAAUGUCAUCAUGGUUUUUACUGGACAGGGCGCUCAAUGGCCAAAGAUGGGCACGGAGUUAAUCGCCCAUCCUGUUUUCUUGGAUAGCAUCAUCAAGACUCAGAGCGUCUUGGAUUCUUUGGGCUGCCCAUGGAAUGCUUUGGAGGAGCUUAUGAAGCCCGAAAAGGACAGCCGAAUUAACAAUGCUGAUCUUUCUCAACCUCUCUGCUCUGCAAUACAAAUAGCUCUGGUAGACUUGCUUUCUUAUUGGGGUAUCAAGCCAAAGGCUGUCGUUGGACAUUCCAGCGGAGAAAUCGCUGCGGCCUACGCCGCUCGUGCUAUAUCUCAUGAAGAUGCGGUCAAAGUGGCUUACCUUCGAGGCAUUUAUUCUACAAGCGUGGGCCGUACAUUGGAAGGAGUCGCCGGCGCAAUGAUGGCAGCUGGAAUUUCGGAAGAAGAGGCUCAACAUUAUUUGGACCGUGUUACAUCUGGAAAAGCCGUUGUUGCUUGCAUUAACAGUCCAUCUAGUAUAACCCUCUCCGGUGACAAAUCCGCCAUUAUCCAACUCGAGGCCAUGAUAACAGCGGACAAUAAGUUCGCACGAGCGCUGAAGGUACCAACAGCUUAUCACAGUCACCACAUGUUAGCCAUAGCGGACGACUAUCUCAAAGCUAUGGGCCAACUUCAAAUGCAAACCCCUCCCAAAGAUUCUCCUUUCAUGAUUUCAUCCGUCACUGCCGGCUUAAUUCAACCAGGUGAUUUGGAUGCCGCUUACUGGGUCAAGAACAUGGUGAGCCCGGUACGGUUUGCCCAUGCUGUCCAAGCAUUGAUUCGUCAUUCCCCAAGUACACGUGGAAGACGCAGAGCAAUUAUAAACUACAGUGCAAUGAUCGAAGUAGGUCCACAUGGAGCUCUUAAAGGGCCUCUCAACCAGAUUCUGGCCGGCAUUGACAGUAAACUAAACACGACAAUCACCUAUGCAUCCUUGUUAUCUCGCGGUCAGAGUGCCGAGGCCACUGCCCUUGAAUGCAUAGGAAAGCUAUGGUCUCAAGGGUUGCCGGUGAAUCUUCUCCGAGUCAAUCUCCAGGAGAAGACUUUCGGUUCUCCGUUGAAAGUACUUUCAGAUCUCCCAGCCUAUGCUUGGAAUCAUAGUAAAGAAUUUUGGCACGAACCCGAAAUGGCCAAGGCCAAUCGUUUCAAGAAAGCCCCCAGGAACGACCUUCUUGGAAUGGCAGUGGAUGUUCAAAAUCCUCAUCAUCCCAGGUGGAGGCAAUUUCUCUCUCUCCAUGAGCAGCCUUGGCUUAAAGACCAUAAUAUCACAAACAGCGUUCUAUUCCCUGGUGCUGGUAUGCUCAUUAUGGCUCUGGAAGCCGCACAUGACAUUUCGGACAAGAAUAAGACGGUCCAUGGCGUUGAGUUCCGCGAUGUUAAAUUUGAGCGCGGCAUGGUCAUUCCUGAAGACCCUGAUCAGUCAGUGGAGACUUCGUUGGAGUUCCAGGCUCACAAGCUUGACAAUGAGGUUGUUGAUGGAUGGUUCCGCUUCACUCUAUUUUCACUCCCUCCUGACGGCGAGUGGGUUGAACACUGCUCGGGUCUAAUCUCCAUUGUUUAUAGCGAAGAAAGCGAGGUUGGUGGUAGCACCGAAUCCAAUCUCGAAUGGCAAGAACAGACAGAGGAGUACAAGUCAGUUUGUGCUACCAGUACCAAGUCUAUCGAUAAAGCAGCUUUCUACAAAAACAUGAAUGAUAUUGGCAUGGGUUAUGGGGCCCUUUUCCAAAAUCUGGACAAUGCAUAUGCUGGCCCAAAUUGUGGCUACGGCACCGUUACAAUUCCAGACACGAAGGCAGCCAUGCCCUUUCAAUAUGAGUAUCCCCACUUGAUACACCCAGCAACUCUUGAUGCUAUAUUCCAUCUACUUUUCAUCGGUAUCCACUCGGAUGAGAAUAUGACAGAUGCAGCUGUACCAAUAUCCAUGGGAAGCAUGUUCAUUGCAGCAGAUCUACCGAAGGGCCCGGGAAACAAAUAUCACGGCUAUGUUUCCGGGCAUAAAACCACAACAAGAGAAGGGGUUGGGGCUUUAACCAUAUCUGACGAGAGCUGGAGUGCUCCAAGAAUUAUCAUUCGAGACUUCAUAGCGCGCAACAUAACAAGUCCUGAUGCAUCAGAGACUGGUGAAAUCCAACGGAAGUUGUUCACGCAGAUUCAAUGGAUGGAGGAUGUCGACUACUUUCAGGGCCCAGAAGCGGAAAGUAUUCUGAAAGCCAGUGGGGAUCCAAAAUCACAGUUGAUAGCAUGGCUGCAACGGUUGUGCCACAAGUCCUCAGAUCUUUCGGUCUUUGUUGUAGGCAAUAAUGGCGACGAAGGCAUGCUUGAGAUCGUCCGUCAAUUCGCGCCUUUGCCCGGAAGUAGAGGACGGUUUGAUCAAUGUGUAGUCAUUGAAUGUACGGAGGAUAUUCUCAGCCAGACAAAAGGCAAAUUGGAUAAAGAUGACAUCGUCACAUCAUUCAGGGUUGCGGAUCUGUCCAAGCCACUAUCCGAGCAAGACAUUGAACCGUCAUCCUUCAAUCUGGUCUUGGCCAGUAGGCAGGACGAGUCCAUACUGGACAACAUCAAAUCCCUGGUUAAACCGGAUGGAUGGUUUAUAUUCGAUGCACCCGAAGGCUUUUUGGACUCUCUUGGGCUGAAACACGCUCUUACUCUUGAUUCUGAUGCCCCGAAAGAAACCCCAAUUGUUAUUGCAUCAGCAGUGACAAAGGACAAAAAUUGCCAGCUAGAUGAAGAAGUCGUGCUGCUGGAGCCUAAAGCCAUGUCUCCAGAGCUCAAGGCACUAAGAGAACGAUUAACUCAGGGACUGAAGAAGAUGGGUGCUCGCGUCGAAUACGGUCAAUUGUGCAAUGUUGAGGCUCUUCAUAAGAAGAAAAUCAUCUCUCUUCUAGAGGUCGAGCAGCCUCUUAUCAUCAGCUUGGAUGAGGAGCAGUUGGAACAAUUCAAGAGACUGUGUAACUCCAACGUCUACAUGCUUUGGACGAGUCGUGCGGGUCUCAAUUUCAGCCCAACUACGGGAUUUCUCCGCGUCAUACGGACUGAAAUCCCUCAGAUAUGUCUUCCCCAUCUUGAGAUUUCGCUGCAGUUACAGACGGGUUCAAAACAGUUUGCAGAUUUGAUUCUGGAUGCCUUUACAAGGACAGUGCGAGAAAAGAGCGAACAGCUCGACAUGGAAUAUUCUGAGAGGAAUGGACAGAUCUCUGUUCCACGUCUUAUCGCAAGCUCAAGCUUUGACUCAGAGCUUGAUAUCAACAGCGAAAAGCCUACAGCAGCCAUGUCUCGCCUCCAACAAGCGGGUCGCCCUCUGAAAUUGACCGUCACGGUGCCUGGACGUUUGAAUACUCUGCUAUGGAUCGAUGACGAGGAAGCCAUCCAGCCUCUCGCUGAAGAAGACGUCGAGUUCCAAGUCACCAACAUUCCGUUAAGCAGGGUUGAUUUGGACUGUGUUCUCGGUAACACUUCUACAACAAUCAUCGGUCGUGGAGCUACCGGGGUUGUCACGCGAGUGGGAUCCAAGGUCGUUAACUUCAAGCCUGGCCAGCAAGUUAUCACGCUGCAAUCAAACACAUGCCGCACUAUUGUGCGCCAAAAACAAGACCUUGUAGCAGCAGUUUCAAUCAGUUCAGACCUUGCUGGUGCAUAUUUCCCUCUCUCCAUGGUUACUGCGGUGCAUGCUUUCGAACUGGGCCGUGUUCAAAAAGGAGAAAAGAUAUUGAUCCAUUCUGCAGCGGAUGUGAUGGGCCAGACUGCUAUCCAAUUAGCGCAACAGCUUGAAGCCGAGAUUUAUGUCACUGUCAAUUCCAUUCGCGAAAAGAGUUUGCUCCGCGAACACUACGGAAUUCGAGAAGACCAUAUCUUUAGUGCCCAUGACACGACAUUUUCUAGAGGUAUCAAGCGGAUGACGAAUGGAGAGGGGGUUGAUGUGGUCUUGAACACGAUGGUUGGAAAGGGGUUUAGAGAAACCUGGUCAUGCCUUGCCGACUUUGGACGCUUCAUCGACGUCAGCCUCAAAGCUCGCAGCACGCUUAUUGAUGUCGGGCGUCAAAUCGUCUAUCAAAAGAUCAAUAUGGAGCAGCUCAUGGACAAGAAACGCCAUAUCGUGGCAGACGCUCUUAAGAAGACUUACGACUUAGUCAACCAACGUCUUCUCGGCACAUUUCACAAUCUAACACGAUAUUCAGUGACAGACACAAAGAAGGCCUUUGGCAUGCUUCAGUCUGUUGAUCAAUAUGCCAACGAAGUUUUGGUAGACUUCAACGCUAAUGCUCUAGCCCCAAUGAUCCCUUUCAAGCCCGCUUCUCUAGAACUUGACCCCACGGCGACUUAUAUAGUUUCUGGGGGAUUGGGUGGACUUGGACCAGGUAUUGUUUCAUUGAUGAUUGACCAUGGAGCGAAACACAUCGUCACUAUUUCGCGAUCUGGAGCCAAGUCCGAGAAGCAACGGGCAUAUUUACAAGGCUGGCAAGAUCGAGGAUGUCGAGUUGACGCACUUCGCUGUGACUGCACUGACCUUUUACAGCUUGAGGCCUUAGUAGAGCGGUCUAAGACCGAGGGCUGGAGGAUAAAAGGAGCCUUGCAACUUGCGAUGGUCUUGAGAGAUUCACCAUUUGAAACCAUGAGCUUUGAAAAAUGGCAAACCUCUCUUCGCCCAAAGGUUGAUGGAACCUGGAAUCUCCACAGCCUCCUGCCGAAGGAUCUGGACUUUUUCAUCACCAUGUCUUCAAUCUCGAAUAUCAUCGGAAAUGCUGGACAAGCAAACUACUGUGCUGGUAAUGCUUACCAAGAUGCCAUCUGCAAUUACCGUGCCUCACUGGGUCUCAAGGGCACAUCCAUCAACGUGGGCCUCAUGUCCGACACUGAAGAAUAUGGGACUAAUGAGGAGUGGUUCGGUUUUUUGGAGAGAAACCCUCAGUUUCUGCCUCUUGAACUAAAAGAGAAAGAUUUACACUGCGUGCUCGAAGCCUGCAUGAAGGGUCAUACAUCUGACGGCCUUGCCAUUCCAACAAAUAUCAUCACCGGUAUGGGCGAUGACCUGGAACGAGGCCGUGAUGGCGUAACACGACCAACAGCUGUCUGGGUGUCCGACCGCAAAUUCGAACUCAGGCAAAAGCCUACAUGCGAAAAGAUAUCUGACUCCAAUCGCAGUAAUGGGUCAACCAACACCCAGCUCAACACCGCCGCCAAACUUGCCGCCGCGACUACCAUCGCAGAAGCCUCGGCGGCAGUCGAGCUGGCAAUCCGACAUAAUAUCGCUAGCGCCAUGACUGCUGAUUCCGAGGACGUGGAUCCAGAAAAGCCGCUGCAUGCAUACGGAGUGGACAGUUUGAAGGCGGUUGAGGUGCGGAAUUGGGUUUUUAGAGAAAUCAAGACUGAGAUCAGUGUGUUUGAACUUUUGAGUCAGAUGUCGAUUGCCAAAUUGGCAGUCAAGAUGGCAGUCAACAGCCAAUUGGUUUCGAAGGAGGUCGCUAAGCAGGGCGGAGAAAUAAGUGUAUUUGAGUGA
Talaromyces atroroseus is the source of this 7263-nucleotide messenger RNA. RefSeq lists its product as hypothetical. Gene Ontology annotation, molecular function: 3-oxoacyl-[acyl-carrier-protein] synthase activity; fatty acid synthase activity; oxidoreductase activity. Bases 1 to 7263 code for a protein of 2420 amino acids. NCBI's taxonomy places the organism in Eukaryota, Fungi, Ascomycota, Eurotiomycetes, Eurotiales, Trichocomaceae. Gene Ontology annotation, biological process: secondary metabolite biosynthetic process; fatty acid biosynthetic process. The record is from RefSeq and is a predicted model, not a curated record. The transcript is spliced from 3 exons.